This is a messenger RNA of Sander lucioperca (pikeperch), 1735 nucleotides long. It is a transcript of the gene gtf2e2, whose product is annotated as general transcription factor IIE, polypeptide 2, beta. NCBI's taxonomy places the organism in Eukaryota, Metazoa, Chordata, Actinopteri, Perciformes, Percidae. The record is from RefSeq and is a predicted model, not a curated record. Gene Ontology annotation, cellular component: transcription factor TFIIE complex. Bases 279 to 1142 code for a protein of 287 amino acids. Gene Ontology annotation, biological process: transcription initiation at RNA polymerase II promoter. The transcript has 8 exons.
GUGAUUAUACGUGAUGACGUCGUCCAAGGAUUCGCUGUCGAUGUUCGAAGAAUCGAACCAGCAACGGGAGUAAAGCAUGAGAAAAAUAGAGAUGUCCUGUGUAUGAAGUUAGUUAGCUAAUGUUAACUUAGAUUAUCGUUGAAGGAAGAAGUUAAAGCAGUGAAUUGCUGAAGGAAGCAUUUCUUUCUGUUAGAUAUCCGCCGAAAUUACAUAGCUAGCUAGUCCUCCUGGACUAACCCGUCACAUUCUGUGAGAGCAGGAACAAAGUGCCAGCCAGGAUGGAUCCAGCUCUACUGAGGGAGAGGGAACUGUUCAAGAAAAGAGCUCUAUCCAAUCCAGCUGUAGAGAAGAGACAGGCUACCUCUGACUCUGGCUCACACAAGAAGAAGAAGCCUAAAGUUGACAAAGAGAGCUCCUCUGGUUCCAAACACAAUGCUGAGUCUAGUAAUGGCAACUUUAACAUCAAGACAAGCUCUGGGUACAAGUUUGGCUGCCUAGCCAAGAUAGUCAAUUACAUGAAGACAAGGCAUCAGAAUGGUGAUACACACUGCCUGACCCUAGAGGAGAUCCUGGAUGAGACCAAACUUCUUGACAUCAGCAUGAAACAGAAGCAAUGGCUCAUGACUGAGGCCUUGGUCAACAACCCCAAAAUUGACGUUCGGGAUGGGACGUACGGCUUCAAGCCCAAGUACAACCUGAAGGACAAGAAGGCCUUACUGAGGCUGCUGGACAAACACGACCAGCUGGGCCUGGGAGGAGUGCUGCUGGAUGACGUGGAGGAGGGGCUGCCCAACUCGGCCAAGGCCAUUAAGGCUUUGGGGGAUCAGAUCAUCUUUGUGACAAGACCAGAUAAGAAAAAGAUCCUAUUCUACAAUGACAAGCACUGCCAGUUUGUGGUAGACGAAGAAUUCCAGAAAUUGUGGAGGAGCGUUCCCGUUGAUUCCAUAGAUGAAGAGAAGAUUGAUGAGUACCUGAAGAAACAGGGCAUCUCCUCCAUGCAAGAAACAGGACCAAAGAAAGUGUUACCCGUUCAAAAGAGGAAGAAGCAAGGUGGUCAGAGGAAAAGACACUUCAAGACCCACAACCAUCAUUUGGCAGGCGUACUGGAGGACUAUUCAGACGGUGUUCCUGUUAAAAAGUGAGAUCCGUUCCCUCGCUGCUUCAUGCCCUCAAAGGAGUGAUGAAGAAUCUGUAAAUCCGACGUGGCUCGGGAUGGAGACCCUGGCCAUGCUGCAAUGCAAAGACUUUCAAUUUUCAAAACUAGCUUCUUUUUCUGCACUCUUUUGUGAUUAUUGGUCUUGUAUUACAUAGAGUGAAUAGCAACUGUGUUGUGGAAUCCUUUUUAGUUUGUUUAUUGAUCAAUGAUAACCGGAGGACACUGGAGGAAAAAGGUGGUGCUGCAACCUUACUGUUAAAAUGUGAAUGAGGUUGAAGUGUGUAAAUACUUUUUUUUUUUUUUUUUUUUUAAAUCUUUUUUUAGUAUAUUGUAAAGAGGUGUGUGUGCAAGCUUUUAUUUUAAAGGGCAGCAGUCCUCAUCUGAUGGCAACGUUCCAUCCUUCUAAUAUGGAUAGCAGAAGACAUGGAGGUCUCUCAUCCAUCAUGAAAACAUCUCGGACAUCACUUCACCUGGAAUUUAGAAGUAUUGAAAUUCUUUCACUUUGCAGCACCAGGCAUAGCGGUUUAAAAUACUCAAACUUUUUGAACUUAUUUUAAUAAACUACACUGUUAUAGGAUA